UUGCGCUUGUGUUUGACCGAUUCUCACUUGUGUUGCGCUUCCUUUGCGAUAACGCUUGCGCAGGUAAACAAUGUGAAAAGCCUUGGAACGAGUCCCGUACCAAUCGUACCAAUCGGGGUCCCUGUGCCUUUUUUCGUGGCGCCUUGUUUUCUUGUGACUUGACUUUGAGCAUCAUGGCUGUUUUUAAUUUCCGUAUCGUUUUUAUCACAUUUCUGCUCGCGAAAGUACAUUCACUUUCAGUUGAAGAAGUCAAAACGCAUAGACCAAUUAUAGGCAUAUUGGCAGAGAAGGUGUAUGGCUCAUCUUCAAAAUCAUACAUUGCUGCAUCAUAUGUGAAAUACAUUGAGUCUGCUGGCGGCAGAGUUGUUCCUAUUUUUCCAGAUAUGUCAGAGGACAAAUUAGAGAAACUCUUUUAUUCCAUUAAUGGUGUCCUUUUUCCUGGUGGAGGCGUAGACUUGAGCAAGUCUGGGUAUGCCAAGAAUGGGAAAUUCCUAUACAACAUGGCCCUCAAGGCAUAUGACAAGGGCGACAUUUUCCCAGUUUGGGGCUCCUGUCUUGGUUUUGAGCUGCUGACUGUGAUUACUAGUGAUGACAAAGUGGCAUUAUCUCGUGUUGAUGCCGAGAACUUGCCUUUGCCAUUGAACUUCUCUGAAGGUUUCAGGGGGAGCAGACUGUUUGCUGAUGCCCCAGAUGGUCUCAUUAAGGCUGUUCAGACUUCAAACAUCACCUUGAAUAACCAUCACUACGCACUCGCGCCUGGAGAUUUUGGGAAAAACGAUGCCCUAUCCAGUUUUUACAAAGUUCUAUCCACGAAUGUUGACAGAAAAGGAAAGGAAUUUAUUUCAACGGUUGAAGGCAUUAAAUACCCGGUGUACGGCGUACAGUGGCACCCAGAGAAGAACCAGUUUGAGUGGAGCAGACGGGAGGAUAUCCCUCACAGCAAAGAGGCUAUUCAGAUCGGACAGUACAUGGCUAACUUUUUAGUCAACCAAGCGCGAAUGAAUGACCAUCAUUUCCCGAGCACAAGCGAAGAGGACGCAGCCUUGAUCUACAACUACAACUCCACCUUCACAGGAAAGCACUCAAACUUUAUGCAAUGCUACUACUUCGAGCAGUAAAACGGAACAACAAAGGAAACAAUGUAUUAAGGACAGGUUUUGACUAUGCAAUUUUUAUUACCGAUGAGUAUAUAAUGUGCCAUUGAAACCAGUCAAUUUAUACCUCACUCGUCAGUUCAUUGGCAUGUUUACAACUACAUAUUCGGAGUUUCCAUGGAAUUGUGCGAAUUUAUGGAUAAAACAGAAUAUACUGUG
This is a messenger RNA of Nematostella vectensis (starlet sea anemone), 1313 nucleotides long. Its product is annotated as gamma-glutamyl hydrolase. Gene Ontology annotation, molecular function: gamma-glutamyl-peptidase activity. Bases 174 to 1118 code for a protein of 314 amino acids. The transcript is spliced from 9 exons. The record is from RefSeq and is a predicted model, not a curated record. Gene Ontology annotation, cellular component: vacuole. NCBI's taxonomy places the organism in Eukaryota, Metazoa, Cnidaria, Anthozoa, Actiniaria, Edwardsiidae. Gene Ontology annotation, biological process: tetrahydrofolylpolyglutamate metabolic process.